UUUAGGCUUUUCAAGAAGAAGAGCGUCGGCAUACAACACAAAAACCAGGAAAGACUCCAAAUAACCAGGAAACAAGGGCUUAAACGAUUAACAAUGUCUGAAAAUAGUUCCAAGGAUACUGUGCUGAAGACAGCAAUGACUUAUAUUUGUGGAGAGUGCCAUCAUGAAAAUGAAAUGCGUCCCAGGGAUCCAAUACGUUGCCGUGAAUGUGGCUACCGUAUUAUGUACAAGAAACGAACCAAGAGAUUGGUCGUGUUUGAUGCUCGCUAAGUUUCCGAAAGAAGCUAAUUAUAAAAUUUUUAUUCACUAGAAGAUUAAGAUUCAUUAGGAUGUAAUGAUUGGACUAAAAUAAAGAAAUUUUGUAACAAAUAA
This is a messenger RNA of Stomoxys calcitrans (stable fly), 372 nucleotides long. RefSeq names its product DNA-directed RNA polymerases I, II, and III subunit RPABC4 (gene Rpb12). Gene Ontology annotation, cellular component: RNA polymerase III complex; RNA polymerase I complex; RNA polymerase II, core complex. The record is from RefSeq and is a predicted model, not a curated record. Gene Ontology annotation, molecular function: DNA-directed RNA polymerase activity; DNA binding; zinc ion binding. Gene Ontology annotation, biological process: DNA-templated transcription. Lineage: Eukaryota; Metazoa; Arthropoda; Insecta; Diptera; Muscidae. The coding region runs from base 94 to 270 and encodes 58 amino acids. The transcript has 3 exons.